GCCGCCCCGACCCCGCCGGCUGCCUCUAACUUUCCCGGAGAAGGAUGGCCUCCAAUUUCAACGACAUCGUGAAGCAGGGCUACGUGCGCAUCCGGAGCAGGCGGCUGGGGAUUUACCAGAGAUGCUGGUUAGUAUUCAAAAAAGCUUCAAGCAAAGGGCCAAAGAGGCUGGAGAAAUUCUCAGAUGAACGAGCUGCUUACUUCAGAUGCUAUCACAAGGUCACAGAGCUCAAUAAUGUGAAGAAUAUAUCACGGAUGCCAAAAAGCACAAAGAAGCAUGCUGUUGGGAUCUACUUUAAUGAUGACACCUCUAAAACUUUUGCUUGUGAGUCAGACUUUCUGGGCAUUUAUACAGAACUUGAGGCAGAUGAGUGGUGCAAGGUAUUGCAGAUGGAGUGUCUUGGGACAAGAAUUAAUGACAUUAGCCUUGGAGAGCCUGACUUGUUGGCAUCAGGAGUGGAGAGGGAGCAGAAUGAGAGAUUCAAUGUGUAUUUGAUGCCAUCCCCUAACUUAGAUGUGCAUGGGGAAUGUACCUUGCAGAUAACAUUUGAGAAUAUCUGUCUUUGGGACAUCCAGAAUCCCAGAGUCAAACUCGUCUCUUGGCCAUUAAGUGCCCUCCGACGCUACGGACGGGACCCUUCUUGGUUCACCUUUGAAGCAGGGAGGAUGUGCGACACAGGAGAAGGACUGUUCAUCUUUCAGACACGAGAUGGGGAAGCAAUCUAUCAGAAGGUUCACUCGGCUGCUCUGGCCAUAGCAGAACAACACGAGCGCCUGCUGCAGAGCGUGAAAAAUUCAAUGCUUCAGAUGAAGAUGAGUGAGCGAGCCGUGUCCCUCAGCACCAUGGUGCCCCUGCCCCGCAGUGCCUACUGGCAGCACAUCACACGGCAGCACAGCACCGGCCAGCUCUACGGCCUGCAAGCAGAUGUCUCAAGCCCUGUGAAGCUCCAUCGGACAGACACGUUUCCAGUCUACAGAUCAGAUCAUCGAUAAAGGGCUGCCAAGAACUUUACAAACUCUUUGUCUUCUGAUGUGCUGCCCUGGUACCGGGAUGACACGGAUGAUGCAAAGUGAGGAUAGAAGCACUGAGAAGUGUGGGCUGGAUGGGAAGUUACUGCAGUACAAAGGUGGCAUGUCGUCUUUUGUUUUGUUUUUCUUUCCAACUUUGCCAAAAGAUAAAAUGAUUCUGUAGAGACUGGGGGUGGGAACAAAACCAUCUCACCCUGCAGUGGUUCUUUUCUAUCCUACAGCUGG
Molecule: messenger RNA, 1253 nt
Organism: Centrocercus urophasianus (Greater sage-grouse)
Lineage: Eukaryota; Metazoa; Chordata; Aves; Galliformes; Phasianidae
Gene: DOK5
Product: docking protein 5
Exons: 8
Coding region: 45-992 (315 amino acids)
Biological process (GO): cell surface receptor protein tyrosine kinase signaling pathway; positive regulation of MAPK cascade
Cellular component (GO): cytoplasm
Source: RefSeq, a predicted model, not a curated record